UAGCUGGCAGGUCGUGUGCGCAGACUCGGUCGGUCCAAUUUGAACAUUUAUAUAUUUUUUUUAUAGUGCGCGCGUGCCACGAAUUACUAUUGCACAGCAUUCACAAAGUCACAAAAGCGCAAUACAAAUUGUUGCCAAUUAUUUUUUUUUUAACAAGUGCGCGCUUAACCAAUUGAUACCUGCACACACACACAUAUACAUAGAUGCAAACACCUGCAGCGAGAAAAGAGAAGAAGCAUAAGCAGAGAAGAUCAGCAGCAGCAAUAACAACAAACGUAUAUAAUGUAGCAGAAUUCUUUUAAUGAGUGUGACGAAGUGACGUAUAUAAAAGAAGAAGAACACGGUACGCUUAAAAAAAAGAGCUCACAACUCACACAUACAUAGAAGUUCAAAUAAAAAUCACAAAUACAAAGAAAUCAUAUAAAGUACAAACGUGGACAACAACGUCGACAAUAACAACGGCAACGACUGAGCAGGGAGCAGAGAGGGAGAGAGAGAGAGCAACAACAGUUAACAACUGAAACGAACGAGGGAGCUGCGAACAACAACAACAAAGCAGCAAUGCAUCAGCCAGCAGCCUGAAGCUUUGGACGUCUCCCCACAAUCCCCUUUUGGACUCUGCAGAGAGAAGAGAAGAGAGACGAGACGAGACGAGAUUGGAAAACAAUCGUCAUCAAGAUCAUCAUCCGAGACAACUGAGAGAUUUGCACAUAAUUGUUGCAGGGUGAAAGGACUGAACGAGGUGCAGAUCUAGUGCGGAGAGAGAGAGCGGAGCUUCAGGGAUCAUGGACUGGGCCGAAGGGGAUCUCGUGUGGUUCGAUCCCGGGGUGGGUCAUCCCAUUCCCGGCGAGAUCCAGGAGGUGCAUCGCGCUGCUCAAGUGAUUGUCGUCCAGGCAAUGAUCAAGGGCAAGGCACAAACGUUUGCACUGCAGCCUGGUGAGGGCAGCCUUAGGGCACGCCAGGAUCUGGGCAGCAGUGGAGUGGAGGACAUGACGCUCCUCGACGAUUUGCACGAAGCAUCGCUGCUGUGGAACCUGCGACUGCGCUACGACAAGGGGCUGAUCUACACCUUUGCCGGCAGCAUAUUGAUCGCUGUCAAUCCUUACAAGAUGUUCCCGGAUGCUUACGGCUUGGAGGUGGCCAAACAGUAUGCGGGUCGUCCCUUGGGCGCACUGCCUCCACAUCUAUUUGCAAUUGGAGCUGCGGCCCACGCUGCGCUGCCAUCACCCCAGGUGGUGGUCAUAUCGGGUGAAUCGGGCUCCGGCAAAACGGAGUCCACCAAGCUGGUGAUGCAAUAUCUGGCGGCUGUAGUGCCAGGAGGUGGCAGUGCCUCCGCCGUCAUCACGGAGCAGAUACUGGAGGCGGCCCCGCUACUGGAGGCGUUUGGAAAUGCGCGAACCGCACGCAACGACAACAGCUCCCGGUUUGGCAAAUAUCUGGAGGUGUACUUCAAGAGCGGCGCCAUUGUGGGUGCCAAGAUCACGCAAUAUCUGUUGGAAAAGUCACGCAUUGUCACCCAGGCGCCGGGAGAACGCAACUAUCAUGUCUUCUACGAGAUGCUUGGGGGGCUCAGCGAAUCCGAGCGCUCCAAGUACGGUCUGCUAGAGGCGGACAAGUAUUUCUAUCUGAAUCAAGGCGCCACCGAUUGUGCCAGCGGUCGUGUCGACUGGGCAUCGUUGCUCAGCGCCAUGCAAGUGCUGGGCGUCACCGAGGGUGAACGCGAGGGCAUCGUGCGUGUCCUUGCCGCUGUGCUACAUCUGGGAAACGUGUACUUCCAUCGCCGACAACUGCGCCAUGGACAGGAGGGCGUUGAGAUCGGAUCCGAUGCGGAAAUCAAGUGGGCUGCCCACUUGCUGCACAUCAGCGCCGAGGGAAUGCAUCGUGCGCUAACCAGUCGCACCACCGAAGCGCGCGCCGAGCGUUUGCACACGCCGCUGGGCAUCGACCAGGCGCUGGAUGCGAGAGAUGCGUUCGCCAAGGCGCUGUACGCGGGUCUCUUCAACUGGCUGGUGUCACGCAUCAAUUCGAUUGUACAGAAGGGCGGAACCCAUGAUGCGCAUCGCAUCAGCAUACUGGACAUCUUUGGCUUCGAGGAUCUGGCGGAGAACAGUUUCGAGCAGCUGUGCAUCAACUAUGCCAACGAGAAUCUGCAGUUGUAUUUCAACAAACACGUCUUCAAGCUGGAGCAGGCGGAAUACGCCAGGGAGCGACUCGAGUGGACGCCGCUCGCCUGGGACGACAAUCUGCCCGUCAUCCAUCUGCUGGCGAAGAAGCCCGUUGGCAUUUGCCAUCUGCUCGACGACGAAUCAAACUUUCCGCGUGCCACCGAUCUGAGUUUCCUCGAGAAGUGCCACUACAACCAUGCACUCAGCGAGCUAUACGCUCGACCCCGGAUCGGAGCUCAGGAGUUCGGGGUAACGCAUUACGCCGGCCAAGUCUGGUACUGUGUCGAUGGCUUCCUGGACAAGAAUCGCGAUGCGCUGCGUGGCGAUGUCCUGGAAUUGCUCGCCACCAGUCGUUUGCCCCUGGUCAGCGAAUUGACGAAGCAACUGCGCGCCCAGCGGGACGCUGGCAAAACACUGCCCAAGGGCAGCAACGGUCGCUUUGUCACGAUGAAGCCACGCACACCGACGGUGGCCGCGAGGUUCGCGGACUCGCUGCAGCAGCUGCUGCAGUCGAUGGGACGUUGCCAUCCCUGGUUCGUGCGCUGCAUCAAACCCAAUCAGGAGAAGCAGCCGCUGCGCAUGGACAUGCCCUGUGUGCUUCAACAGCUGCGCUACCUCGGCAUGCUCGACACCAUACAAAUCCGACAGCGUGGCUACCCGGUGCGCCUGCGCUUCCAGCACUUCGUCGAACGCUACAGGCAUUUGCUGAGCUCGCCCCUGGCUCGCGGCACACCGUACCGCGAACUCUGCCGCAUGCUGCUGGAGGCCAUGCCACGCACUGGUGUCGAGGGACCCGAUUACCAGCUGGGCGCCACACGCGUCUUUCUGCGCGAGGCGCUGCACCGCGCGCUCGAAAGUGGACGCACGGAGCGAUUGCGUCAAGCGGCGGUUCACAUUCAGCGCCACGUGCGUGGCAUGUUGGUGCGACGCCAGCUAACACGUCGCCAGCUGGCUGCCACCAAGCUACAGGCACGUUGGCGUGGCCAGCGUCAGCAACAGCGCUACGAGCACCUGCGUCACGGUGCCUUAACCGUGCAACGGCUGUGGCGUGGCAAGCAGGCGCGUCGUCGCGUGCAGCAGCUGCGAUCCGAUCAUCGCAGGCGGCAGGAGGCGCGUGAGGCAGCUCAAAGGGCGCGUGAGGCACGCGAGGCUAAGCAGGCGGUGCUGGAGCGCAGUCAGCUGAGCUAUCUGGACAUUCCCGCCGAGCUGGCGUUCAUCUACUCGAAGCUGCAGGGCUGGCAGCCACCGCACAGCGAUCGGCAUCUGGUCAAGGUGCUCGGAACAGUGCCCGGACCUCCGGCGGCCAGUGCUCAGCUGCCCCCGGAUCUGGGUCAGUUUAGCUUUGGCAAGUUCAGCAGCGUCUAUUGCAACGGACUGCGACUGCAGCCGCGUCGCGAACCCAUAACGGCACCGCUGCUGACGCGUGCAGCGUCGCGGGAUCAAGACUUUCAGGAUGCCUUGGCCGUGUUUAAGCUGAUACUGCGCUGGAGCAACGACAAGGCGCUGGAGGGCGAGGGCGCCAAAGAGAAGCUGCUCGCCGACUACAUUGUGCACAAGGCGCUCAGCUCACGCGGGUUGCGUGACGAGAUCUUGGUGCAGCUCUGCAAUCAGCUGCACGGCGCAGAGCCUGCACUGGCCACCCGCCUGUGGCAGCUGCUCGGUCAGUGCUUGUGCUGCUUCCAGCCGAGCCCCGCCUUUAGCAAGUACCUGCUGAAGUUUGUCACCGACGAGGCGCCUGCUCCGCCCACUCGCCAACUGCUGCAGCGCCAGUUGCUGCGUCAGCAGAGUAGCUCAGGUGGCGCAGCCGCCUGUCGUAGCUUCGUCCCUGCCUGGCUGGAGUGGCGUGCCUGGGCUCGCGGUUGCGACAUGGCGUUGCCCCUGACGCUGCCCGACGAGGCCAGCCAAACUGUGGCCAUUGAUUCGUGGACCAGUUGCGAAGAGGCAGCCGCCUUGGCUGUGUCUACGCUGGGCGUGGCCAGUCGCGGCUGGACGUUGGUGCUCGACGAUGGCCAGCAGCUGACGGACAGCUGUGGCCUGGACUAUGUCAUGGAUCUGAUUGCCGAGAAGGAGUUGUGCCCGGCUUUCCCCGCACCGCGCAGUGAUCUGCUGCGUUCCGGCGCCAAAUUCACACGUACCACGCUACCCGAGGGCGUCAAACGUCCCGGAGUUCCGCCGCCUGCGCCACCGACAUCCGCAGGAGCAGCAGCCGCCGCUGGGGGAAGCGGGGGAGCUGCAGCCAGCAAGCGAGAGCAACAACAGCGCGAUGACGAAGAGGAGGAGGAGGAAUCACAGUCAACGCCGCAGCGUCGCAGUAGCCGGGAGCUGCUGUCGCGCAGUUCGGCCCUUAACGAACGCUACUUCGAGCGCACCGAGGAACCCAUUACACCGCAUUUGGUGCCUGGGGCGCAGUCGAAGUCGCGCUCCAAGUCCCUGGACGAUCUACUGGCCGGUGACAUGGGCAGCCAGCAAUUGCCGCUGCCGGACAGCGAUUCGCAGGAGUCGCCCCUGCACACACUCGCCUUGGGUUUGUCCGAGAGCCGGCUGAAUGAGCGCUAUCACUCCGCCGAGCGUCUCGCUCCCAUGGGCAAGGAGUCGGCGCCACGCUACCAGAAGUCGCAGCAUGCGGGCAGACGAUCGCAUGCCGCCUCGCAUGGCUCGGCCCACUCGAGCAAGUACAAUAUGGACAAGUCGGAGUAUGCCACACGUUCCUCGGCCAUGUCCGACACCAGUGAGGCGCCCUCGCUCGCCAGUCAUGUGCGUCGAGUGCGAGUUCCUUCGCAGGCCUCGGACGUUGAUCAGUUCCUGGACGAUCUAUUUAGUCCGGUGCUGGACGGUUCCCUCGACGAGUUGUCCGAUGCACGUUCCUUGGCUGCCAGUAUUCGCGGUAGCGGUGCUCAGAACCUGGACGAAUUCCUUGAUGAUUAUGUGGAUGAUGAUGAUGAGGACGAUCUGCUCGCCGCGCUCAGCAGUCGGGAGCAGUUGGUGGCCUGCAUCAAGGGCGGCGGCAGCACCGAGCACAGCAAUGCAACGGCCACUGCCGAUCCGCUGCUGCAUCAACUGAUGCAGCUGCCUGGCGGUGAACCAGACGCAGCUCCCGCUGCGCUCUAUCAGCAGCAGGUGCAGCGCGCCUUCCUGCAAUCGGCCAUGGCACAGAAUCUGCAGAUACAGCAGCAGCUGCUCGCCCAGAAUCAGGCACUGCAGACGCUGCUCAGUCAGCAGGCACAAGCGGGCCGAGACCGCGACAGCAACGCCAACGGAAAUGUCAUUACGAAUAGCCACAACAGAGACCCGAGCGGAUCUCCGCCAGCUGCUGGUGGAGGCGGCAACUCGCCGCCUUCGCCAGUGCAGUCUCCGCUGCGCAUGAAGACGACCACAAUGAUGACAACGACGCGCAGCAGCAGCAUGGUGCUCGAGGCAGCAUCGGGUAUGCAGCCGCCGGCGCCACCUCCACCACCGCCAAUGCCGCCACCGCUGGAGGGCAAGGAUCCGUCGGAGACGCGACACUUCCUGGAUCCCUAUGGACGUGCCAAGACAGUCCGCAUUGGAAAAUGGCGCUGGCCACCACCGCAGGGCGAGCCACAGUUCCAGACCGAGGAGGACUUCUUUGCCUUCAAGCUGCGGCAGCAGCAGCGCAAGACGACGCCGCAGGCACAGCACAGCCUGGGCGGCGCCAGUGCCACGGCCAUCGAGUGGGAGGAGUUUGAGAUAGAGUCAUGUAAGAGUCCCACGCCUCCAGCGGGAUUAGGCAACCGUAUGCCCGUAAUGCAGAUGCAUAGGAGCAGCAUGCGCUUGGAGACGAAUGGUUCUUCCGGAAUGGAUGGAGUGCAGCUGCAGCAACAGCAACAGCUGAUGACAUCGACUGGGUCUGGGUCGGUGACAACAACCACAACACAGAUGACAACGAGCACAAAACUGGCGAAGAAGAGCUUCGAGAUUGGCGCCGAUCGUCCGCCGCCUGGCAGCGUUGGCAAGCUCAAACUCAGCUCAGAAAUGCGCCAGCGUCUGGAACAGGUCACUGCGGGACACUCGGUGCGUUCGACCGUCUCCAACAAGUCGGAGCAGCGAGCACCCGCCAAGCUCGAGGACACGCGCAAGUUGAUGCUGCAGCAACAGCUAGGCGGACUCUUUGCCAGCGUUAAUGCGACGCCCGCCGUCGAGUCCCUGGCCACAGUGCGCACCCAGAUCGAGCGCAUGGAGGGCAAACUGUCACCGCCCCCCGCUCCGCCCACAGCCUGGCCAGGAGUACUGCUACCGCCAGCGCCAUCGGUGCCAGCACCACCGCCACCCAUUCGACCGCCAAGCAUGGCACCACCCGCUCCGCCGCCGGCGCCGCAAAGUCCGCUGCAACUGCAGCAUUCUCCGGAAGCGGAGGAACCCGAGCCGGACUAUCGCAAGGAGCAUGUGCCGGCAUUCAUACAGCGACAAGAGCGGGAUACCUUCGGUGCAGUGCGUCAGCCGAUGGGAUCGCAGCUGCUGCUGCACCACCAGCAACAGCAGCAGCAGCAACAACAACAGUUGCAGCUGCAACAGCAACAGCUGCACCGUUACCAACACCAGCAGCAGUCGCUGCACGACCAGCAUCAGGAUCAGCACUCCGUUGCAGUCUGGGAACAGGAGCUGCAGACCGAACGCGAGCGUUCGCGCAGUCGCAGUCGAUCGCGGGAUCGCGAGGACUAUUCGGAGUCGGUGUGGGAUCGGGCGGAGGUCGAGGGUCCGGCCUCAGGAAGUGGCAGCGAGAAGGAGCGUGAGAAACGAGAACGCGAACGCGAUCGUUUGUACGAACUACGUCAGGUGGAGCGCGAGAAGGAAAGUCACAAAGUAUAUCAGCCGGCGCCACCGCGCGUCAUACAAGCCAGCCUGGAUACGACCGGAUCGAAGUCGACUCGGGAACGGGAGCGAGAGCGGGAACGUGAACCAGCCACGUUCCGCACACACAUGGCCCAGAAGUAUGAGCACGAACGAAAGCGAAAGAGCUCCGCUAGCUCAGCGGGCGUCAGAGAGUCCGAGUCGCUGCUCCUUGACUCCUCCUCCUCCAUAUCGAUGUCCCCGGUCGUGGUGCCCGCCCCAGUGCCGCCUGCGCCUGUAACACCCACAUCCGCAGCCGCAGCAGCAAGUGCGGUCACUAGCUCAGCAGUUGGCGCCGCUUCCGGUGGGUCGACAGCCUGUCUCACCUACAAUCGGGUGCCAUGGAAAUUGCGGGUGCGCAAAGAAGUCUUUCAGCCGCACGAACCGAUUGGACCGCCCGUCGCCCUGGAUCUGCUCUUCGCCCAGGUGUUGAGCGAUGUGUUUGGUGUGACGCCCUGCUUGCGCAUAACGCCGCAGGAGAAAAACGCCGCCCUCAAUAUGUUGCAUGGCCAUGGCGUCAGCGUCGACACCUUGGCUGCCCGUGGGCAACAGGUGCGCGCCCUGGUGAAGCGUCAUCUGGUGGACAUGGCUCGCGAUUGGCCGCUCUACUUCGCACGUCUCUUUGCUGUGCAGGGCGCUCCUUUAUAUCCGGAUGUCUCCAUCAUGGGUGUUUCACACAGCGGCCUCUAUUUGGCUCGUCGCGAUGCCGACUAUCUGAUUGUGGUGCAGGCCAUUUCCUUCGCCGAGAUCCAGAACGCUGUCACGCUGCCGCGACCCGCUGCACUGCAGCUCAAUCUGCGCAAUGGGAAGCAUCUAGCGUUACAUGCCACACGCGCUGCCGCCAUUCAGUCGAUGAUCACCGGAUUCGUCGCAGAGUAUCGCAAGUCGCAGUCGAAGGCGUCAACGCUGUCGUCGGGUGCUCGGGCUGCCGCCCAGACGUUGAAUGUGCCGCUGGAGCGUUUGGAAUCGCGUCAGGCACAACAGCAACAGCAGCAGCAACGCAACGAGCACUCGCACUCCAAUGGCAAUGAUGCUGCCAUCGAGCAGCAGCUGUUGCAGCAGCAAGUGGAGCUGCAUCACCACCAGCAGCAGCAACAGCAACACCAGCAGCAGCAACAACAGCAGCAUCAUCAGCUCGAGGAUGCUGCCGAGGAGCAGCUGCUCGAGCAGCAACGGUACAUGAAGCAACAAAGCUAUCUGCACUCGGCUCGCAAGUCAAAUGCCGGCCAGCAGCCCAACUCCCUGACCAAUGGCCAGCUGUCGCAGCAACAGCAGCAGCAGCAACAUCACGAUCUGGAUGGCAGCAACUAUAUGCAGGACGAUGCAGGCAAUGGCGGCACUCCGCCCUCUGUGACCAAGUAUUCCCUGCUGCAGUUUGCCAUGCAGCACUUCCGCAACGAUCAAUUACGCGAUGCGGAUCGUCACCAUGAGCGGCAUCAGUCAUCUUCCGCUGCGAAUCGAUCGUAUGCGGAACUGGUCAAGUGGCAAGGUCACGCCAUUCGCCUGCCCCUGCUGCGUCUGCCCAACGAUUUGGCGCCGCUUGCUCUCGAGUGCUUCGAUUGCAUUCUGCGCUACUGCGGCGACAUUCCCCUCGAUCCCGAGCUAACUGAAGUCAAGUGUGUCUACACGGUGCUAAUGCAUUGUCACAAAUAUCUGGCGCUGCGCGAUGAAGUCUAUUGCCAGCUAAUGAAGCAGACGACGGCGAACCGAUCGCCGUGUCCCGACAGCUCGCAGCGUGCGUGGCGUCUGCUCAGCAUACUGGCCGCGUACUUUGGCUGCUCGGAUGCACUGCGUCCCUAUCUGAUGGAGCACCUCACAUCCGCAGCCUCGGAUCGACGUCGCUCGUGCCAUGGCACCGCCGCCGUUUGUCUGACGAAUCUCCGCAAGACGGCGCGUUGCGGCGGCCGAAAGAACGUGCCCAGCGUCGAAGAGGUGACCGCCGUCUCGGCCGGACGCUCGGCUCGCCGCCAGAUCUAUCGCUUGCCCGGCGGCGCUGAGCGAGUGGUGAACACACGCUGCUCCACGGUGGUGGCCGAUGUCAUUGCCGAACUGUGUGCGUUGCUCGGUGUCGAGUCGGAGGCGGAGCAGCAGGAGUUUUCGCUGUACUGCAUUGUCCAAGGCGACGCCUUCACCAUGCCCCUGGCAGCGGAUGAGUACAUUCUGGAUGUGACCACGGAGCUGCUCAAGUCUGGCCAGCCAUUCUACUUGAUAUUCUGCCGCUCCGUCUGGCACUUUGCCCUGAAGCGCGAGCCGGCGCCGAUGCCCCUUUAUGUGGAGGUGCUCUUCAACCAGGUGGCGCCCGACUAUCUCGAAGGACUGCUCCUCGAGCUCCCAGGCAACGGAGUGCCCAUGCCCGAGAUGGUGCGCGACAUGGCGCGCAUCGCGGCGCUGCUCCAUCGUGCCGCCGACCUAAGUCAUGUGCCGGCGAUGAAGGAGAUCAAAUUCCUGCUGCCGAAGCCGGCGCUGGGCAUUAGAGAGAUUCGACCCGCUCAGUGGGUGGGCCUGGUCCAGUCGGCUUGGCCGCAGGUGGCGAACCUCAGCCCUGGGCAGGUGAAGGCGCAGUUCUUGAAUGUGCUCGCCGCCUGGCCGCUCUUUGGCAGCAGCUUCUUUGCGGUGAAGCGCAUCUGGGCCGAGGAUGGGCCGCACGUUGAGGACAAUCACAGUCCGAUGUGGCGCGAUCUGAUUCUGGCCUUGAAUAGACGUGGAGUGCUAUUCUUGGAUCCAAAUACACACGAGACGCUGCAGCACUGGAGCUUCAUGGAGGUCAUCUCGACGCGCAAGGUGCGCUCGGAGGAUGGCGCUCUAUUCCUGGACAUGAAGGUGGGCAACCUGAUGCAGCAGCGCGUCAUUCGCGUCCAGACCGAGCAAGCGCACGAGAUCUCGCGCCUGGUGCGACAAUACAUCACCAUGGCUCAGAUCAGUCAGCGCGACAAGCGGGAGCUCAACUGAUGGGGAGAACAGACGUCGAACAACGAACAUUCCGAACAUGUUUAUUAUUAUUACAUACAAUGAUUAUUAUGAUUACCACUUAUUAGUAUGAUUACGCAUUAAUUUCCCCCGGACCCCAAUCUUUUUUUUGUCACUCUCUAAGCUAAGCAUAAACAUAUAUAAUAUAUUUAUAUAGUCCGCCCACAUAUUGUAUCUAUGUAUCCAUUGAGUGGCGGUCGUCCCUUGUCGUCCUUCCAACUGCAGGCACGCCCCGUAGGCCAUAUUCAAGCUUCCCCAUCAUUCACACUAUAUACAAUACAAUAUACAUAUAUGUACGCCUUGUAUCUGAACAAUCGGUGUUCUAAUCUUAAGUAACAAUGUGCAAUUCCUCCCCUUUUCCCUAUCUCUUAUAAUCUCUUACUUUGCUUUCCUCCGAUUCGAAGAUUUACAUAUCUUUCUUGCACUAGUUGUAAGCCAAUCUUUUAUAUUAUUAUUAUACAUGUAUUUUUUUUUUGACAAUUUGUUAAUCGAAAUUCGAGGAUUAGUGUAAUUCCUGAAAAUGAUCAAAAAUCGACAAUAAACAAAUAAAAC
Molecule: messenger RNA, 10529 nt
Organism: Drosophila albomicans
Lineage: Eukaryota; Metazoa; Arthropoda; Insecta; Diptera; Drosophilidae
Gene: Myo10A
Product: unconventional myosin-XV
Exons: 7
Coding region: 786-9959 (3057 amino acids)
Cellular component (GO): myosin complex; cytoskeleton
Molecular function (GO): ATP binding; protein binding; cytoskeletal motor activity
Source: RefSeq, a predicted model, not a curated record